ACGCGGACAGACGUAACUACCACGUGACUUCACACACUUGAUUUUUAAAGCACGUGACCUUGUUACUUGGUACAGUACACGCACUCUGUUUUCCUUCAAUUUCAGAUGGAUGACAUGAGCCUAGAUCAAGCUGGAGAGUUUCAAAAACAACUUCCUUCUUCUUCUCCACCUCCAGACAGCUCUCCACCUCCAGACAGCGGCAACGAGUCUCAUACUUUAUCAGAUGGAGAGACAAAAGGAGAAUCAACAAGAUUGUUAAAUGCUGGCAGCAACAAGAUCAGUGGAAAAGCUUGGGGACGAGUCGGACAAAUUUGCCGACUUCCAUUGAGCAUCCCAUUUAUCAUUGGAAAUGAGUUUUGUGAGCGUUUUAACUACUAUGGAUUGAGAGCUGUCAUGGUUCUUUAUCUCACACGAUAUCUUGAUUUCAGCGAAAACAGUGGUACAGCUUUGUUUCAUGCCUUUUCAAUGCUGGCAUAUUUUACACCAGUUUUUGGAGCAAUUAUUGCAGACAGCUUCUGGGGGAAAUUCAAAACGAUCCUUGUCCUUUCCAUCGUUUACGCAAGUGGUGGAGCAUUUGUUUCUUUGACAGCAAUGCCAAUUGAUGACCCAGAUGCAAAAAAAUGGGUUCCAUUUAUUGGAUUUUUGCUAGUUGCCAUUGGAACUGGUGGAAUCAAGCCGUGUGUUGCCGCAUUUGGAGGAGAUCAGUUUGACCUCAAUGAUCCAGACCAACUAAAAAUGAGGGAAAAAUUUUUCUCUAUGUUUUAUUUCUCUAUUAACGCAGGGAGUUUGAUAUCAAUAAUUCUUACUCCGAUUCUCAGAGGUGACGUCAAGUGUUUUGAUGGUGAUUGCUAUCCUUUAGCAUUUGGUGUGCCAGCAAUUCUCAUGGUUAUAGCAACACUCAUUUUUGUUGCUGGAAGUCCACUCUACAAACACGUUCCAUUGAAGCACAACGUUGUGCUGCAGAUAUUUCGCUGCAUUGUGCGAGCUAAGAAAAACAAACCAACUGAACCAAAAAAGCGCUUUUUGGAUCGUGCCAUAUCUGAUGAGUUUUCAGCACAGUUUGUUGAUGAUAUCUACAAAGCUGGGCGUGUCCUAAUCAUGUUUCUGCCUUUGCCUGUUUUUUGGGCUUUGUUUGAUCAACAGUCUUCUCGUUGGACCCUUCAGGCAACAAGAAUGGAUGGAGACAUAGGCAUAGCUACACUCAAACCUGAUCAAAUGUCUGCUGUCAAUCCUAUUCUUAUAAUUGUUCUCAUUCCUGUUUUUGAAACGUUUAUUUAUCCUUUGUUGCGGUUCUGCAAGAUUCCUUUACGGCCUUUGCAGAGAAUGUGUGCAGGAAUGAUCUUAGCAGGAGUAGCGUUUGUGUUGGCAGCCAUAGUCCAACUCAAGAUUGAUGAUGCAUUGUACAAAGGCCCUGCAAUGGACACAUCUCAGCUUCGUGUAAUUAAUGCAUUCCCAGGAAACGUUUCAUUUGAGCUUGGAAAUGUGAGUGAUCCCACAGCAAUCAAUGGAAGUAUGAUCAACUAUGGUGAGAGGUCACCACUGAUGGAGUUGGAUCCUGGACAGUAUUCACUUCAUGUGAAUGCUUUCCAUAAUGGAGGGCAACUAGUAGAGUCAGUGUCAAUGAACUUAACAGGAGGCCACGUGCAGAGUGCAAUUGUUGCUAUUGAUGGUGAAGCCUUGGUAGUGAGGACAGUGCUGACUAAUGUUACUAUACCAAAUGGAGAAAAAGCAGGCAUUGCUGUGAUGAACUGUGCUCCAAAUGUUGUUCCUCUCCUUACUGUCAACUUUACUAAAGGCGACACGAAUGUCAGUCUUGGUACAUACAAUGAUACAGGUGUGGGAAUGGGACUUGAGAUGUUUACUCUUACAAACACAGAAGAACUUGAACCAGGAAGUUGGUUAGGACAGAUAUUUAAUGGAGAGACGUGUGCAUAUGGUGACUGUGAAGAGCAAAUUGUGAAUGGUAGUUUUGAGUUUAAAAAUGGUGCCAUGUACACAAUUAUUAUGGGAACGCCUAUAGAAGGAAGCACAUCACAGUCUCACUUGACGUUUUACAACGAUAUUCCUCCGGCAAGUGUUUCUAUUUUGUGGCAAAUUCCACAAUACUUUGUAAUCACAUUUGGUGAGAUUUUGUUCUCCAUCACCGGCCUUGAGUUUGCAUACUCUCAAGCUCCGAAGAGUAUGAAGUCACUGAUGCAAGCAGCUUGGCUAAUGACGGUUGCAGCUGGCAACUUAAUUGUUCUGAUUGUUGCUGAGGCUCACAUAUUUGGCGAACAGUAUAUUGAGUUUAUCUUCUUUGCCGUCCUUAUCGAAGUCAUGGCAGUCAUCUUCAUGUUCAUGUCUAUUUGGUACAAAUAUGUUCCAACCAAAGAUAGUGACUCUGAAGAAAGUUCACCUAAGCAUGGUGAAGUGGAGGUAGACGUAACAGAUGAAGUGUCACCAAAGAGAAUUGACAAGAAGAGGCUAAUAGGCAACAGUGAAGAUGAAACAAGUGCUCUGUAGUCAAUCAUGACAAUGGACACACCCAUAUGAGUGUAAUGUUACUAAUUAACAACACUUAGCCUUUUAUGUCUGCAUUUUGUACUGCUUAAUGUUUUAUAUAAGG
Corticium candelabrum is the source of this 2605-nucleotide messenger RNA. RefSeq names its product solute carrier family 15 member 2-like. The record is from RefSeq and is a predicted model, not a curated record. The coding region runs from base 106 to 2502 and encodes 798 amino acids. The transcript is spliced from 25 exons. Gene Ontology annotation, cellular component: plasma membrane. Gene Ontology annotation, molecular function: dipeptide transmembrane transporter activity. Gene Ontology annotation, biological process: dipeptide import across plasma membrane. NCBI's taxonomy places the organism in Eukaryota, Metazoa, Porifera, Homoscleromorpha, Homosclerophorida, Plakinidae.